AUGGCCCCUGUCACUUUCGCUGUCCGCUGUCAAUCGAUCGAUGAACUGCUCCAUCAGAGCCCACUCGCCCACCCCGAUUUUUCGACGUUCUCUUGUCUGCGCGUCAAGAUGGACAGCUCCGACCUGACCACGCCGGCCCUGGAGCCACCCCAAGGGCACUUCAGCGACCUCAACAAACCCCCCGUCCUGCGUGUUCACUUCAUUGCCACGGCGGCGGUCACGCUGGUGCUGUCGACGAUCGCCGUGGUCCUCCGGAUCUUCAUGAAAGCCCGAGUCCUGCGUCGCGUGCAGCUGGAAGAGUACAUCCUGGUGCUGUCUCUCGCCGGGUUCUACGCCUUUACCCUGUUGAUGGUCACGGCGACAAGCUUUGGGGAGGGAUCCCACCAGUGGAAUGUGUCGAUUGCAGACUUCAAAAUGGUGGUGGAACGGGCGAAUGUCAUCGAGAUCAUCUACUGCCCGACCAUCCUGGGGGCUAAGGUAGCAAUGCUGCUGCAGAUGAAACGCAUGUUCGUCGUCAGCAAGAAGGGCAAGCUGUACUGGCUGCAUGAGAUUCUGCUGUGGACCAACGUGCCCUGCUAUCUCGCCAUCACCCUGAGUUUCAUCCUGGCCUGUGUCCCCCGCCAGAAGCUCUGGGAGUCUGAUCUACCCGGCCGGUGCAUCUCGUCCAAUGGCUCGCUGAUUGCCUCGUCGGCCAUCAAUGUGGUUUCUGAUAUCACAAUGCUGCUCUUUCCGUUGAUGGUGGUUAUGCGACUGCAGCUUCCUACUCGAACGAAGUUGAUCCUGGGGAUGGUAUUCGGCACUGGCAUUCUGGGCUGUAUAUCCAGUGUCUUUCGACUUGUCUAUGGCGUCUUCCUGACCAAAACAAGUGACUUUACAUGGUCGAUUUCCCCUGUUGGGCUUUGGGCCAUUGGAGAGGUAUGCUCGGUCAUCCUGUCUGGUGCCGUCCCCAUGCUUCCAGGAUUCGUCAAGUUCGUGCGAGGACAAGAAGGAUCUGGCUCAGGGCCCUCGUAUGGUCUCGCAACGACCUCACGACGACGAGACAACACCGGGAACCUCGCGUUGCAGGGACAGACCGUGCCUGGACAGAUUGACAAGGGAGCCUACGAUCGUUAUUACGAGCUGGGGGUCAUGAAUGAUGCCCAUGCCAGUGUGACGUCUCUUAUCGAGGGACGUCAAAAGGCAGAUCCUGGGUCAAGCAUCGUCAAAACGGUCCACAUCCAAACUGGAUAUGAAUGA
This is a messenger RNA of Aspergillus puulaauensis, 1236 nucleotides long. RefSeq lists its product as uncharacterized. Bases 1 to 1236 code for a protein of 411 amino acids. The record is from RefSeq and is a predicted model, not a curated record. Lineage: Eukaryota; Fungi; Ascomycota; Eurotiomycetes; Eurotiales; Aspergillaceae. The transcript has 3 exons.